Molecule: messenger RNA, 249 nt
Organism: Verticillium alfalfae VaMs.102
Lineage: Eukaryota; Fungi; Ascomycota; Sordariomycetes; Glomerellales; Plectosphaerellaceae
Product: conidiation-specific protein
Exons: 3
Coding region: 1-249 (82 amino acids)
Source: RefSeq, a predicted model, not a curated record
AUGGCCGACAACGGCAACCCCGGAAACUUUGCCAACCGUCCCAAGGAGGAGGUUCAGGAAAUUGCGUCCAAGGGAGGCCAGGCCAGUCACCAAGGCAGCCAGACCAGUCACAAGGGUGGCUUCGCCAGCAUGGACGCUGAUAAGCAGCGUGAGAUUGCCUCUGAGGGUGGCAAGGCGUCAUCAGGCUCUUUCGAAAAGGGCAGCGAGAAGGCCAAGGAGGCCGGUCGCAAGGGUGGCCUGUCUAGCUAG